AUGUGGUAUUGGAUGCAUCAACUGGGACUCCCUUCUGCCCUCCCUUCUUUCUUGGUUUCUUCUGCAGAAUUGCCUGUUGGUCAACUGAGUCAAGCAGUGCCAACGGUUUCCUCAUCGAGCUUAUCACAGACAGGAAUGCUGCCACCUCCAAGCACGAUUGCUAAUUCUUCUAAUUUUCAGUCUUCAAAUCCUGCUUCUCCUUUAACCUCUGUUCAUACUAUUGGCUCCCCUGCACAGUCAACGAUUGGACCAUUAUCAUGUUCAGCUAUGUCUCCUGUCAUAUCAUCUGAUAUUUCCUCUGCUGGACAACAAUAUCUACUAGAAAUAAUGAUAUUAGUAAUAGUAGCCUUCCCGAAGCAGAAUGGAUCAAUCGCAGAAUCAGCGACCAGCGACAUCGACAGCUCCCUCGCGCUCUUUCCAGUAACUCUUAGUUUCAGCACAAUGGGUCGAAAUUUUUUUGAGCUACUUUACUGUGGAAACCAUUUUAUUAGAACCAACAAGUUUGCAGCCUUCUACCUGAACUCUAUGUUUUAUCACUCUUCAAAAGACGCUCCCAGCCUGCAAUGGUAUCAGAAUGGGUUUCUCAAGGUGAAAGAGUUGACCCAUUUGCUAGGAAAUGUGGAUGAAGUUAAUGGUAGACUUGUUGAUAUAAAGAGCAAUUCAACCUUUUUUGAUGAUGACAUUGAGCGUGAAAUGUCUACCUUCAAGUCCCUUGUUCGUGAGUUUAUUGGGUCUGCAAUUGUUCAGCACAAAAUGAAACAUGUCCAGGCCUCUUUCAUCACAAAUGCAAAACAUUAA
Molecule: messenger RNA, 798 nt
Organism: Sphenostylis stenocarpa
Lineage: Eukaryota; Viridiplantae; Streptophyta; Magnoliopsida; Fabales; Fabaceae
Source: the annotation of a GenBank genome assembly